CCUAAAGGAUAGUUCUCGUCCUCAGUGGAUCCUGUGCCAAGUUUACAGACCGGGUUUCUGGGAUGAGCUCCUCAGUGGUUUGGUAUACGCAGUGCGAUUUGCAGCCGCUGGCUGGGACUGCUGCAGUGUAAACAAGACUGUCCGAGGCUACAGCGCCGCCGUCUGUGAGCGAAAACACAUCGACACAGAGCCAAUGGUAGUUGACUUCUCAGCUUGAACGAGCACAGUUUCAUUAAGAACCCUUUAUGGGUUUGUCAGUGCGAAAUUACAAUCACUCUGUAGCUGAGAGGCUGUCCCAAUGUCAUUGUUAAGUUUAAUUUGACUUGCAGAUGCUCCUCUCGCUCUUGUUUAAUUAAUCAGAUGGACUUUACUGCUGAAGAACUAUCGGAGAAUGACUGACAACCAGGAAACCACAGAUGCUGAGGAUACUAGUCCGUCCGGGGGCGCGACCUUGCCGCUCCGGCCGCCCUGUGAGCGCCUGUCUUGCCACAAGAGCAGCGUGUGCUCCCGCUCCUACUUCGUGGUAGUGAUGGUAUUUUUUCACGUCUACAUCAUUAAUGUUAUUGCGCUGCUUUUCUACGUUCACUACAGCAGUGGGCAGGAAGAUGCCAACCGGAGUCGUGAUGCUCCCCGUGGUGACAACCAGCGUACCGAGUCGGGACGUCCGCCAUCAAAGCCUGACUUUGUGCGUGAUGUUUCCCUGACAAGGGUCGAGGGAAUAAGGGUGGGACAUGUGCAGAAGGUGUCACUGGUGCCAGGGAAAGCGCAUGAGAUGCGGACUCUGAGUAUGAAGCCUCUGCUGUUUGAGAUCCCUGAUUUUUUGUCUGCGGACGAGUGCCGUGUUGUGAUGCAGCUCGCACAGCUUAAAGGUCUCAUGGAAAGCCAGCUGAUGGUGCAAGAGGGGCAAGAGGAGCUAGCCAAGGAACUCAACUUGAGCCCAGAGGAGAUCUUCAACCUUCUGGAUAUUAACCAGGAUGGACAGCUGCAACUCCAUGAGAUUCUGACUCAUUCUAGAGUGAGGGACGGCAUCUGGCUCACUCCAGAGAAUCUGCGAGAAAUUUAUGCUGGACUCAAAGCUGACAAGGAUGGUAAUGGUUUGCUGAGUCUGGAGGAGUUCAGGCUCCUGAGCAGCGAUGCCUUCCAGCGCUUCCUGAUGCAGCAAGGCGUGAAGAGGAGUCAGCUGGUGAGGAACAGUAGACACACAUGGCUGUACCAGGGCAAAGGAGCACACCAGGUCCUCCAGGACAUCAAGACCAGGGUUACUCGCCUCACUCGGCUCCCGCCCUCAUUAGUGGACCUCAGUGAGCCUCUUCAGGUGGUUCGCUACGAGGAAGGAGGUCACUACCACGCCCACCACGACAGUGGCCCAGUGUAUCCUGAAACCGCCUGCACCCACACGCGACUAGCUGCCAACACCUCCACUCCUUUUGAGACUUCCUGCAGGUACAUCACAGUUCUCUUCUACCUGAACUCUGUCGAGGGGGGUGGGGAGACUGCAUUCCCUGUGGCAGACAACAGGACCUAUGAUGAAGUGUCUCUCAUACAGAAUGACAUUGAUCUCAUGGACACCAGGAGGAACUGUGACAAGAGUAACCUGAGGGUGAAGCCCCAAAAGGGGACAGCUGUAUUCUGGUACAACUAUCUUUCUGAUGGAAGAGGUUGGGUGGGAGAACAGGAUGAAUACGCCCUGCAUGGAGGCUGUGUGGUGACACAUGGUACAAAGUGGGUCGCCAAUAAAUGGAUCAACAUCGAUCCAGAUUACCAGCGUCAGGCUCGCUACCAGCAGCUGGUUGCACAACAUCCAGAGGAUGGUGAAGAUGAAGAUGAAGGUCUGACUCUGAACCUGGACCCACACAAUUCUGAUGUCCAUCAAGACUUGUAGCUCAUAAACCAAAUUUAUACUUAUGAAAUGAAAAAUCUACUUAGCCUUCCUCAGUCCUGUGCACAACUUUUUGCCCACACCCCUUGUGGCCAGUAUGUAGAGACAUGAUUUAUUCAGGGAAUGAGGCCAUUCAGGGGGUUUAUGCAACUGUAAAGAGAUGCUGUUGAUAAAUAUUGCUUGGAUAUUUCUAACCUCUUUAUUUUUGCAGUGGUCUGCUCAUUAUAGUGAUUUCCCAUCAAAGGAAUGUUGCACUAGAAACUCAUUUAAGGAGUUGAGACACAAUAAAUCCUUUGCAUGCAUUAGCUUUUGCUGUUGCUUUGAGCAAAAAUUGCACAUGAAAAUUGAAAUGGCUGCUGUAAACAUUUCAAUGUUCUUCCUUGGUGUUGCUACCAUGACCAAAAAAGGCUCACACACUGUCAGUGUGAUGCAUGUUGCCUUCUAUUUGUUCCUUGAAUCUUUCAUCAUUUUUGCCAGAUGAAUUUUUUGAAAGAUAAUAUUUGAAUGUUUCAUUUUAUUUAUUAAUUAUUUUCUCUAAGCUGCACUGUAUCA
This is a messenger RNA of Cheilinus undulatus (humphead wrasse), 2431 nucleotides long. It is a transcript of the gene p4htmb, whose product is annotated as prolyl 4-hydroxylase, transmembrane b. Bases 392 to 1882 code for a protein of 496 amino acids. NCBI's taxonomy places the organism in Eukaryota, Metazoa, Chordata, Actinopteri, Labriformes, Labridae. Gene Ontology annotation, molecular function: procollagen-proline 4-dioxygenase activity; iron ion binding; L-ascorbic acid binding. The record is from RefSeq and is a predicted model, not a curated record. The transcript has 9 exons. Gene Ontology annotation, cellular component: endoplasmic reticulum. Gene Ontology annotation, biological process: peptidyl-proline hydroxylation to 4-hydroxy-L-proline.